AUGGGUGGCCAUGCCCCAAUGCCCCCAUGCCCCAAUGCCCCCAUGCCCCAAUGCCCCCAAUGCCCCCAUGCCCCCAUGCCCCCAUGCCCCCAUGCCCCCAUGCCCCAAUGCCCCCAUGCCCCCAUGCCCCAAUGCCCCCAUGCCCCCAUGCCCCCAUGCCCCAAUGCCCCCAUGCCCCCAUGCCCCAAUGCCCCCAUGCCCCAUGCCCCCAUGCCCCAUGCCCCAUGCCCCCAUGCCCCCAUGCCCCCAUGCCCCAUGCCCCCAUGCCCCAUGCCCCAUGCCCCCAUGCCCCCAUGCCCCAUGCCCCAUGCCCCCCCAUGCCCCAUGCCCCCAUGCCCCAUGCCCCCAUGCCCCAUGCCCCCAUGCCCCAUGCCCCCAUGCCCCAAUGCCCCCAUGCCCCCAUGCCCCCAUGCCCCAUGCCCCCAUGCCCCAUGCCCCAUGCCCCCAUGCCCCAUGCCCCAUGCCCCCAUGCCCCAUGCCCCCAUGCCCCAUGCCCCCAUGCCCCAUGCCCCAUGCCCCAUGCCCCCAUGCCCCCAUGCCCCCAUGCCCCAUGCCCCAUGCCCCAUGCCCCAUGCCCCCAUGCCCCAUGCCCCCAUGCCCCAUGCCCCAUGCCCCAUGCCCCAUGCCCCCAUGCCCCAUGCCCCAUGCCCCCAUGCCCCAUGCCCCCAUGCCCCCAUGCCCCAAUGCCCCCAAUGCCCCCAAUGCCCCCAUGCCCCAAUGCCCCAUGCCCCCAUGCCCCAUGCCCCAUGCCCCCAUGCCCCAUGCCCCAUGCCCCAUGCCCCAUGCCCCAUGCCCCAUGCCCCCAUGCCCCAUGCCCCAUGCCCCCAUGCCCCAUGCCCCAUGCCCAUGCCCCCAUGCCCCCAAUGCCCCCAUGCCCCAAUGCCCCCAAUGCCCCCAAUGCCCCAUGCCCCAAUGCCCCCAUGCCCCAAUGCCCCCAAUGCCCCCAAUGCCCCCAUGCCCCAUGCCCCAUGCCCCCAUGCCCCCAAUGCCCCCAAUGCCCCCAUGCCCCCAUGCCCCAAUGCCCCCAAUGCCCCCAUGCCCCAUGCCCCCAUGCCCCAUGCCCCCAUGCCCCCAAUGCCCCCAUGCCCCAAUGCCCCAAUGCCCCCAUGCCCCAAUGCCCCAUGCCCCAAUGCCCCCAAUGCCCCCAUGCCCCCAAUGCCCCCAUGCCCCCAUGCCCCCAUGCCCCAUGCCCCCAAUGCCCCCAUGCCCCAAUGCCCCCAAUGCCCCCAAUGCCCCCAUGCCCCAAUGCCCCCAUGCCCCAAUGCCCCCAAUGCCCCCAUGCCCCAAUGCCCCCAAUGCCCCCAAUGCCCCCAUGCCCCCAUGCCCCCAAUGCCCCCAAUGCCCCCAUGCCCCCAAUGCCCCCAUGCCCCCAAUGCCCCAAUGCCCCCAUGCCCCCAUGCCCCCAUGCCCCCAUGCCCCCAUGCACGCCCCCAUGCCCCCAAUGCCCCCAAUGCCCCCAAUGCCCCCCCAUGCCCCAUGCCCCAUGCCCCCAUGCCCCAUGCCCCCAAUGCCCCCCAAUGCCCCAUGCCCCCAAUGCCCCCAUGCCCCCAAUGCCCCAUGCCCCCAAUGCCCCCAUGCCCCCAAUGCCCCCAUGCACCCAAUGCCCCCAUGCCCCCAAUGCCCCCAUUACAUUUACAUUUAAGUCAUUUAGCAGACGCUCUUAUGCCCCCAAUGCCCCAUGCCCCAUGCCCCCAUGCCCCCAAUGCCCCCAAUGCCCCCAUGCCCCCAAUGCCCCCAUGCCCCCAAUGCCCCCAAUGCCCCAAUGCCCCAUGCCCCCAAUGCCCCCAUGCCCCCAUGCCCCCAAUGCCCCCAAUGCCCCCAUGCCCCCAUACCCACCCAACCAGCCCAGGAGGUAAUUUACUCUAA
Molecule: messenger RNA, 1866 nt
Organism: Oncorhynchus nerka (sockeye salmon)
Lineage: Eukaryota; Metazoa; Chordata; Actinopteri; Salmoniformes; Salmonidae
Exons: 1
Coding region: 1-1866 (621 amino acids)
Source: RefSeq, a predicted model, not a curated record